AUGUUGGCCCUAGCUGCCCCGUUUAGUCCUCCUUCUCCCCCAUCCGGCAUGGUUGAAGAUUGCUCAAGUGAUGAAGAUUCAGCCUUUGAAGAUGUUAGCUUGGAAGGUUCGACUUUGGAUGAAAACUAUGGCUCACACUUAAAAUUUUUCAAGGUUCAUUCUCUUGCCCCUAGGGUCGUUGAGGCAAGGAAUCAGCCAAGUGUUGAGGAACAAAUCGGUGGGAAGAUGAUUUCAAGGUUGGGAGACGAGUUAGAGGAAAAUCAAGCAAUUAUUGGACUCAAAUCUAAUGCUCGGAUAAGGAAAGGUAAAGUUGUUGAAGCCGGUAAAGAUAAUAUAGGGGUUGGCCUAAGCCGUGGUGCUGCUAUGAUGGCCGUUGGAGAGGAUCUAGUUAGCCGUGGUAGGCCUGGAUGA
This is a messenger RNA of Dovyalis caffra, 411 nucleotides long. Lineage: Eukaryota; Viridiplantae; Streptophyta; Magnoliopsida; Malpighiales; Salicaceae. The record is from the annotation of a GenBank genome assembly.